ACGGUGAUAAAAUAUGCAAGUCUAAUUUAAUGAUGCAUUUUUAUAUUUAAGUACGUACUAUAAAAGGUAUAAGAAUAUAUAAGAAUGGCGCUUUCACCAAAAAUAAUCACGACAACUUCUCAUCCACAAAACAGAGGGGCGUGUGAUUGGGGUUGGCCUGGACUGGUGGCGUAUGGAUCACAUCAAUAUGUUGUUGUGGCGGAUCCAGCUUCCUCUCAGGUUACUCAAGUACUUGGAAUACACAAAGGAUACGUUACUUGCGUUAAAUGGAAACCAGAGGACAUACACCACGACGUGGUUGUCAACCCUUACACGUUAACGCUGGCUGCAGGUGACGCGCAGGGUAACGUCGGGCUAUGGAACGUUACUAAAGGAGAGACCAAGGCAACAUUUGUCUGCAAAGGACGGUCUGUAAGAGAUAUUACUUGGAUAACAAACCAAGAGACAAGCGAAGCGACUGUUCUAGCACUGUACAACAAAAGUGACGUCAUUAUGUGGGACUUUCUUACUUCAUCCCAACUUUGGAAAGCUUCAUUUGCGGAACCAUUGUCAAACAUAUGCAUUGAUCCGUUCAACAAAAGCAAUGCAAUAUUUCUUUGUGAAGACAGUAAUAUUCUGCUGAUAGAAGAUCUACACCCAAAAACACCACCUUCACAGAAAUACAAACGGAUCAGCUUUUACGGCGCAAAUGGACCCUCUCCGGAAGUUUCACAGCCUACAGACGAGCAAGGGAAUAUGAAAAGGAACCCGUCCUCUCUCAAUAAGCUCAUCAACAUGACGACUUCACUCAUUACAGGGACUGGUGAAUCGCGAUCAAGUAGGAAAAGCAUAUCUGAGGACGACAGAUCGUUGCAGCAGCAGUGUCUGCAAGUAACCUUUCAUCCGGGCAUUCGUCACGUCAUCUUUAUGGUGUACCCUUCUCAAAUAGACAUAAUAGAUAUUGAAGCCUGUAUCAUAAUGGCAACAAUACGUCUGGAUUCAAAAUCAUCCUACUUUGUUAAAGUGCUGCCCUGUAAGCAAAGGGACGUUCUUUAUUGUCUUCAUGAGAAUGCCUGCAUCACCAUUCGUGUAAGACGUCUAGACAAGUCACACUGUACAUACAACGAAAGCCAAGUGUCGACUCCAUCCACGCCUAUAACACCAGGGUUUGGUGAAAUGGAAACAGACAAAUCCGAUAUCGCCUAUGAUUUGAUUUGGCAAUCUGACGCCGUCCGUAUCAGUAACAAAAGCACAGUUUACGGAUUUAAUGUACAUCCGGUCACAGAGGCAUGCGCAGCACUAAUAUUCAGUGACGGGAAAAUUAUUACUUGGGAACUCGUCAGUACCAAUACCCAUGCUUUGGUUCUAAAAGACAUGUUACCUGGUUUGAGUAAAAAGGGACAGAAAAAUUUACUGAUGGAAGGUAACCGAUUCCUUAUGACAGGAAUGGUUAAAGGUUUUCCUUGGUCUGUCUGUACAAUCAAGAGUAACUCACUGGAGCAGGUGACAACAGCCAAUAACCCAAACAGCCAAUCAAAGGAAACGUUACUGGCUCUAGGAAUGGACAAUGGUGAUAUUUCAAUCCUUAAUAUACAGACGGGACAAAUCGAAAGAGAAUUCAGCGUUCAUUCUGAUUCUGUGAAAAGCAUCGAAUGGUUAAAUCAAAACAUACUCAUGUCUUGGACGUGUUCGAAAAGUGGAAACUCGCCUACGAUGGGAAGAAACGAAGUGUUACUCACAUGGACUCGAUCAGGUUUGGUAGAAGUUUUCAGACAACGACUGAAACUGGAGAGUUUAAUAACAAAUAUCAAGGUGUCUCCUCUAAGGCAAUAUGUUGUUAUUGCAUUCAAAACGCAGCCGUUAGAGGUAUGGUGUCUAAAAACAAGGUCUUUGUUGAGAGAAAUGCCAACAAACUUCCCGCAACCAAAAGCACUGACUUGGGCUCCAAUGUGUAGCUGGAAGACAGUGGUCAGACAACUGAGCCAGAGGGGAAUAAAUAAAGACAUUACAGACAUGACGCAAGAUGAUAUAGCCAAUUUAUUACAUGACAAGGAAUACAAGAAGAUUGCGAAAGAACAGUGCGUGCUAGCAGACAGGGACGGGACGAUAUGUAGAAUAACGCUGGAGGAAAGAUCGGUGUCCGACCUCACCAUAUUCCCUCCAGAGGUAAACGGCAUGGCGGCAGUGGCCCAUAUCGCUAUGAAAGAUGACAUGCUGUUGUUAGGGGACAUAACUGGCAUGCUUUGCUUGUGGAAUCUGACAGAGAAAAAGUUAAAAAGUGUACCCCGAUCUGGUGAUAAACCCUACACAGGACUGAAGACCAUUUUGUUUAACCCUAGUACCAGGGACCACCGGUUUGCCGUGCUGUAUGAUCAGGGUGUGGAUAUUUGGCUGUUCUCUCAGUUUCAGGAUAAGCUAAACCUCUUGGCUUCUAUGAAACAUGGUAAAUCUAUGCCAAAAGUUCAGCUGUUAGAAUGGGCGGAUCUCAAUCACAUCUCCAUGGUGAUGGACGAUGGAUCGAUCCACGUGGUAGAUAUCACGUCAUCAAAGGUCACGUGUUCAUGGAAUCAAAGAAAUUCAAUGGACACGGUGUUUUGUCCACAUACUCUUCCAGUACAGGGGUCCCUCAUCCUUAAGUACCUCCUACAAAACGCCACAUCAUCCACUGUGGAGUACAGACUGUCUACUGACAAAGCUUACAUGAAAAAAGCCAUAGACGACCAGUUACGGCGGAUCGAUGGAGAAACGCUACAGCUUUUAACAGAUGGAAAGUGUAGCACAGCACAGCGUUGUCUUACAACUGCACGAUUAUUAGGAGAUGAAUUUGACAUCAACUUUUGGACAGCAGCUCUGUAUUUUUUAAAUCGUGCAAAAGAUCAACGGGAUAAUCCACGAAAAGAUCCUCUCCUUCUUUCCCUUGAUGAUGAUCAAGUACCUGGGGACACCAGAAGUACAGACGACACUACUUCCGCUUGUAGUGAGGCGUGUUUAGACUGUUUACGACCUCAGUCUUGCUACAUGAGACAACAACUUCACAGAAUCGAGCAACACAGUAAAAAGAGAAAAACACAGACAGACAGACGGAGAUGUAUUCAGAACUUUACUAUGAUGGGAAGAGUUGAAGAAGCAACUAAAAUUUUACUGGAAACGGAUUUCCAGUCCGGAACAUACCGUGAAGACUAUCUGCAAGCUUGUCUACUGUCUUGCGAUAGGACAAACAGCACAGCACAAAGCACACUUAAACUUGUAGCCACUCAUCUAAUCAUCUCCGGAAAGCUGCAAGAGGGUGUGAUAAUUUUGUGUCUGCUGGGUAAAGUAUUGGAUGCCUGUAAAUACCUACAAACGUAUGAUCAAUGGGAACAAGCAGCAUGGCUGGCUAAGUUGAUGUUGAAUGAGAAAGAGUGCGAGGAAAUAUUUUCAAAAUGGAUAGAACAUCUGACAUCGACAAAACAAAUGUUGCAUGCUGUUCUCAUUAUGAUGUCUCAGACAAAAUUUGACGACGUUUUUAAAACUCUCAGCUACAUUGGUUAUAUAGAAACGGCGGCCAGCUUUCUCAAUGCCUGCCAGGAACUCGGAUUCCAGUUGGCAAAAGAUGAUGCCGAGACGGUCAAGGAAAAAUACCAAUCACACGUGGAGCGACUGGGGUUGGCUUUUGUAGAAUGACAUCCUAAUUAUUGGAUAUCAAAGAAGAAAGUGAAUAAACCAAAUUACUGUAUUGUAAAAUUGUAUUAAACACAAUGAAAAAUAAAAAUAUCUGUAUUUUAAAUGUGAUUAAAAUUACAAUCUCUAGUAUAUUUGUUGACUUG
Molecule: messenger RNA, 3785 nt
Organism: Saccostrea cuccullata (small rock oyster)
Lineage: Eukaryota; Metazoa; Mollusca; Bivalvia; Ostreida; Ostreidae
Product: WD repeat-containing protein 11-like
Exons: 30
Coding region: 85-3642 (1185 amino acids)
Cellular component (GO): cytoplasm
Molecular function (GO): protein binding
Source: RefSeq, a predicted model, not a curated record